Molecule: messenger RNA, 3012 nt
Organism: Amborella trichopoda
Lineage: Eukaryota; Viridiplantae; Streptophyta; Magnoliopsida; Amborellales; Amborellaceae
Product: DNA repair protein rhp7
Biological process (GO): SCF-dependent proteasomal ubiquitin-dependent protein catabolic process
Cellular component (GO): SCF ubiquitin ligase complex
Molecular function (GO): protein binding
Source: RefSeq, a predicted model, not a curated record
UCUAUCUUUCUUGAGCCAUUUUCAUCUAUUUCUCUCUCAUCCUUUCAUUUUCUCCUCUCUCUCUCUCUCCUCAUCAGGCAUUUCCUGCGCCUAAAUACCAUGCCGGUGUUGCGAUCAGGAACCAUUACAGAAGCCGUUGUAAAAGAAUCUCCAAACCCUAAGAUUGAACCAAUGACGCCAGUCCAACCUGACCAGAAGCUCCGAACCCAUGCUGCAUCCCCUUCUUCCCUGUCAGAAUCAGGGUUAGGGCUUGGCCUUAGCCCUAAUGGCAAUUAUACAAUCAGCGGCCCUUUCUUGCGGAGGGCAAGGCGAAACUUAGAGUCAAGGUCAGGUUUGAGUGCUGGCCCUGAUGAGGAGAAAGAUAAUACGAGUUCAGGAUCAUGGUUAGCGUUAGGGAUUGGGUUUUCCACCUGCUCUGGUUCUAAACCAGUUAGGAAGAGUGCAAGGCUUGCUCCUAAGUUAGGUUUGGAUGGACGAGAUAACAUAUAUAAUGGCGAUGAAAGUACCAAGAAAUCGGGUGUUAAGAGAUUACUGGUUCAAGAUUCAAAUGAGCGCCUAAAGAAAUCGAGAAAGGAAGAAGCUUGGGAUCAAAAUUUAUCUGGCUCUGAAUUGUUGGAGACGAAAGGUGUGGAGUCUCUGAAUUCCUUAGGAACUCUUUCUGAAAUUGCUAGAAAUGUGAAAGAGUUUGAAGAGAGACUGGAAAAUCAACAGAAAAAUGGAGGAUCAGGAUUUGAGAAACCAGUUGAUGAUGUUACAGAAACAAGUGGUUCAUGCUCCAAAAGGGCCAAAAGGUCUAGAGAUAAAGGGAAAGCUGUAUUAGAUUCAGGCCACAUUGGUUCAUGCUCAACAAGGCCCAAAAGGUCUAGAGAUAAAGGGAAAGCUAUAUCAGAUUCAGGCCACAUUGCUGUAAGUUUUCCUGGGUUCACUCAUUUUAAUCAAGAGAAUGAAAGAAGCCAAAACCAGGAUAUCCACAGUGGUUCAGUUUUGGGCAAGGCCAUUGAUAAUCCACUUGUGAUUCUUAUCGAAGAUGAACCAGAACACGAGCAGAUACGACAAGAAUCAUGGAUUGAUGGUUCAAAUAAUGAAAAUGAAAUUCUGUUUGAUAAUCCCAAAUGGAAUUCAAGGAGAGAAGCAAAUCGUCAAGUUGCUCGUUCAGUUGCAGAGAGAUUCGCUCGAUUCCAACCAGAGAUAGAAGAAGUAGAAAGAGAAGAUCACAAAGAAGGAGAAGAAAAUUGGCCAGGGCCUUUCAGUACAGCCUAUGACCUUCUGGAUAAGAGAGAAACUGAACUGGAAGCUCGAAAACAGAGGCUUGCUAGCCGUAAAACCUCAGGGCCCUCUUUGAUCAACUGGGUUCCUUCUAAUAAACAAGAAGCCCGGGUCUCGAAGCCCCCAUCGCUGGAACAACUAUGUUUUGGGGCUUUGAGCAAGAAUUUGGAAGCCGUUGCUUCCCUGGAAAAUUGGUCGAAUUUUCCUGAAUUGUUCAGGAAUAAGUUCAGUAAAGCAGCCCACAAGUCUCGGAAAAUGAAUUCAAAUAUUAUGGGGCUGCUUUUCAGUGGGUGCCCAUCUGAAAUUAGGGUUUGGGAUUGUUCUCUAGUGACCCAAGAGGAACUUCAAAGCAUUCUGGGAAAUUUUAAUGGUGAAGAAUUGAAGGUUCUUCAAUUUGAUUUUUGUGGGCGAAGCAUGACAGAUGGUCUUUUGCAGUCUAUAACCACUGGUUUUCCUUUGUUAACUAAUAUUUCUAUUCGUGGAGCAUACUGUCUUUCUGACUCUGGACUAGAUUCACUGGUUUCCUCUACUCCUUCACUGAGGUCUAUAAAUUUGAGCCAAUGCUCUUUCCUUAGUGAAGUGGGUAUUCAGACUUUAGUGGUUAAGUUGGGAUCUGUAUUGAGGGAAUUGUAUAUUGAUGAUUGUGACCAGUUCGAUGCAAAGGCAAUCCUUCCGUCAUUAAAGAAGAUAGAGAAUUUGGAAGUACUUUCAAUUGUGGGAUUGCAAAAUGUUUCGGACAGAUUCAUCAGUGAGUUGAUGCUGUCUCAUGGUUGUUGCCUGAAGGAGCUUGGACUUGCCCGUUGCAGAGAGUUGACUGAUAAGUCCAUUGAAUACAUCGCAGCGUAUUGCAAUGGAUUGCGUGCUCUCAACUUGGAUAACUUGCUGAAGCUAACUGACUUGGCCAUCACCUCUCUUACGCAUGGUUGCACCUCAUCACUCGAAAAGUUGACUCUAGGCCAUGGUGUUUUCAGCGAUGAAGCAGUUUCCACCUUUGUUGAAACACGUGGAAAUUCUUUGAAGGACCUUUCGCUGAGUGGAGUUAAGCAGGCUGGUGAACAAACUGCAUUGGCCAUGUCGAGAUGUUGCACAAAGAAGUUGCAGAGGCUCGAUGUGUCAUGGUGCCGGGAGAUGACGGAUGAGGCUCUUGGUUUGAUUGCGGAUUCAUGUUUAUAUCUGCAAGAGCUGCGACUAUUUGGCUGUACUGAGGUUACAGCCAAGUUUCUGAAUGGCCACUCAAAUCCUAAUUUGAGAAUCAUUGGGAUGAAUGAGCCCUUAUUCAAUUAUCCUCCAUCCAUGUGGGAAUCUGGUGAAUACUACCCUAACCCCCUACCCUCCUCCCUCCUCUCUCUCUCUCUCUCUCUCUCUCUCUCUCGGAAUAGCCACUGCUGUGAAUGAGCCCUUUGUUCAAACAUCCUCCAUCCAUGGGGGGAUCUGGUGAAUUUUGAGCACCCACUCCCCCUCCUCUCCUCUCUGUCUCUCUAGAGCGGGCUCUCUCUCUCUCUACAGUAAUGUGGCAGUCGGGAACCAACAACCUACAAAUUAAUGUUACUUUUUCAACUUGCAUGAAGACAAGCGUGUCCGCAUGUUUGAAUGCAGCAUACAUGCUCUUAUUUAUCCAAAUCUUGGUAUUUGUCUGUUGUCGUGAAGUAUGUGGUUAUAUGUAAUCACUUACCCCUUUUUUUUUAUUUGUUAUAUGUAAUUGUACGAAGUAAUCUACGCAAUAGAUUGCAUUGAUGUUAAGGUUUC